Messenger RNA from Amphimedon queenslandica, 1263 nucleotides. RefSeq lists its product as uncharacterized. The record is from RefSeq and is a predicted model, not a curated record. NCBI's taxonomy places the organism in Eukaryota, Metazoa, Porifera, Demospongiae, Haplosclerida, Niphatidae. Bases 389 to 1207 code for a protein of 272 amino acids. The transcript is spliced from 10 exons.
ACCCACACGCUAUAAGAGUACACACUAUAGUAAUUGAUAGUACUAUAGCCUCCACUUCUAAUCAACUAGCAUCCUCCUGUAUAUCCAUCUGUAGUUUAUCUAUAACGUGUACAUGCAUGUACUGUAUAGUGGGUAUAUUUCAUCUGGAAAAAUGUUCGUUCUAGGCAGAAUUAGAAAUUUUCGUUCUGAGCAGCCAUUUUGCACACGUGGCAUUGAGGAAACGCCCUUUUCGUUUGGAAGAUAUUCGUUCUACAAGGAAUGAGAACAAAAAGAAUGAAAUUAAACUCGGACGGAAUAUACCCACUGUACAGUAUAUGUAACUAUAUUCUUAUAGUAUCACUGGUCUGAAUUAUGUGUACUAUCAGAAGAUAACAUAAUAAAGGAGAACAUGUCUAGAGAGAUGACCAACAUAUGUGAAUGGGCUAAGAGUGAUUUUAGUGCUGCUCUCUUUUCGUUUCACUUCUUCUCAUCCUCCUACCUUCCUGGAGUAUCAGUGUUCAUAUUCAACACGUUAACGGCAUCAAGUAAUGCUGAUAGAAUCAUGCUAUCUUUUAAGACAUUUAUUGAUCGGAAUCAGUCAAAAUUUGAUACUAAAAUAUUACUAACUUUCAUUUUUGAUUGCUGCGUCAGAAAGCUCUCAAGAUCUUGGGCUCAACUCCUUGAAUCUCCUUUAAUUGAAAAUCAAUUAAUAACAAUAUCAAAAUUUUGCUUAGAGAGGGAGAUGCAAGCAUGGAGGAUCAUCGCUAGUAAUAACAAUAGCACUGAGUUCAUAACAAACUUCAGGAGACUGUUUCCAAGUAGUUAUGAACAAAGAGUAAUCCCACUUGUUUGUAUAAAGAUCCUUCUACCUAUCAAAAAACCCUUAGUCCAAAAGCUGGCUUUAGAUUCAAACUUAGUACAGUUUAUAUUUACCAUACACUCUAAUCUAUUAACAAGUACUGAGGACUACCAGCUGUCAGGUGACUCCAUUACUAAUAAUACCAGUACCACAGCUGCUUCUGAUACUGGAUACGAAGGCCUUCAGUCUUUUUGUCCUGCAUUUUAUCGGCACUGCACUGCUCUAGUGAAGACUUUUAUAGAGUUUUCAAGUGUUCCUGUUUUGAAAAAUUGUCUGUCUUGGUGUCAUGGCUCUCUCAAGCAAUCAAUAAAAUCAAAAAUCACUAAUAAUAAUAAUAAUAAUAAUAGUGAAACUGCUUUGUUAUCUUAAUGUAUUAUCACUUAUUAUUAUCAGCUGAAUCUUAGUCUAGUCUAUGAUCUAUUUCA